GUUGGAACGUGGUGUGAUGCCAUUCCCAGAGAUGGAAUGCACUUGUUGAUCCCCAGCUACCUAUAUCCUGCGUAGAAUGGUGGUAGUGUACGCGAUUCGCAAUGCUGGUUGCCAGGCAAUAGAUACUAUAGUAGUCUAACUGCGUCCUGCGAUGGUGUACAGUGUACAACAAGUCCCUUCCCCCGCCAGUCAGUGGUUCCUGGAUUUCCACUGUCCUGGAUCCUGCCCACAACGAAACACCACCAACCUCAACGUCGGGUCUAACACACCCAUUGAACCGCAACAUCUCGUUUCGAAUAUCAGAUCGAGAACUCGCUAUAUGCUUACCCACAGCGAUCUACAACUGCUCGUAAGCACUAUUGAUUUUCUUUUUUGUUCUUUUUUUUUUUUUUUUUUUUUCUCGGGGAGAAGGGGGUGGAUUGAUUUGGUAUCUGCUCGACUUGUGAAAAGUGUUACCCGACUAUCUACUGUACCUACCUACCUAGUGUGCCUGUGUUACCCGUCAACAACAGUGGUCUCGCUUAUUGUCAAUCAUCCAUCCAUCCAUCCAUCCAUCCAUCCAUCCGUCGGAUAAUCAUCACUAUUCUGGCAUUUUCAGUCAAUCACAUGCUGGCGUUCUUCGUGUCUUGGCCAGUCCAGUUCGCGCAUGGAAGCGGAAGCGGAAGGGAACAGGAAGAGAAGGAAAGGGAAGAGAAGAGAAGAAGGAACAGAAGAAAGGUUUUACAAGGAAGCUACAGUCAUGAC
Molecule: messenger RNA, 744 nt
Organism: Neurospora hispaniola
Lineage: Eukaryota; Fungi; Ascomycota; Sordariomycetes; Sordariales; Sordariaceae
Exons: 1
Coding region: 152-574 (140 amino acids)
Source: RefSeq, a predicted model, not a curated record